AUGGAUGUCCUCGUCGCUGUGGUCCUCGAUGCAUCAGAGAAAAAGGAGCAGGAUAUCAUCAGGGACGUGGUCAACAACACUGUUCGUAUGUUCUCCAUCACACCCUCUCAUGCGACCUCCAUUGCGACGCACCUCCUCGUCGCACUCGUCAAAUCACGAAUAUUGUCGAAGCCAGACAUUUUCAAGCUUCUCAAAGCCAUGGAACAGCACGGCAAGCUUCAUGACAUCUCCUACUCCCGGCGUGACAUCGUUCUACGCGAGCUCAUGCUGUAUCCACCCUCCCUCGUGGACUCUGAGCUCUUCACCCUUGUCAGCAUGUGGCUUUUGUCCCAGAUAACCCACCGGAAGCAUUGGCAUAAGCUCCGCUCCGAAGACACCGCGGACGACGUCGUACCCGCGGAGGUCUGGAUGCUAUUCGAGGUCAUCCACAAGAUGGCGCUUUCCAAGACACCCUCUGCAGCGUCCCCGAUCGUGGCUCAACUCGCUGACCUCGACAUCGUUCACCCCGUCGCCAUUGGAGACACGGACCUCAGCGCUCGUGACCUCCGCUACGCCAUUACGUCCAUCCUGGUCCGCUCCUGUCUCGUUUUCGGCUGGCACAUCCGUGCGUCAACGCUUCUCAACCGCAGCAUCUCCACUCUUCCCUCCCUCCACCAGCCGUUCGCCGAGCUGGUGGAACACUGGCUGCAAGACGCGCUCGCUAAUCCCUCACCAGAAAGCCUUACGCAUGCUGCCUCGUUUCUUUCCGCGCUCUUCGCCCGAGCCGAGGUUUGCACCGUCUCUGACGGGCUGAUGGAGAAGUUCUACAUCGAGGCAUGCCAGCUAAAUCGGGGAGACCUGGCCGAAGUCAUCUACACACAGUCGCGCGCCGUCAAGAGUCACUCAUACCGCCCUCCAGCCAGGUCCAUCUUGUGGUUCAUGAAGCACCUCGCUCAGGCUCGGAGCAUGCAAGUUGUACGCAGUGUACUAGCGCAGGUUGCGGAAGACCCGAAGGAUUUGGUCCCGCUCGCUGACCGCUCGUCAUUCCUUUACAUCGCCACUACUCUCGGAUGCUUGAGCUACGUUCGGCAGAUCUGGCUGAGGUGGUCUGCUACCCGAGAUGCGUACAUCCACAUCAGUCGGGGAUCCCUCAUGGGCGUUCUCGUCCGCGCUUUCGUGAAGACGGCGGCCCGGCACGAGAAGAAGGCGCGGUUGUACUUGGCUGAUGCAGGGAGCGCGGAUCCAUUCCGGAUAAACGAGGACGAUGAAGACGUACAGGCGCAUGCGCAAGAGCAAGAGGAAUCGGCGGACUCUAUACACGAGGACGAUCACCCCACAUCUGAUGCGCCACACUCGUCACCAUCCCCGCCCCCAGACGAGGAUGCGUCCACGAACGCUGUGCUCUCCCCAUCCUCCGGUGACCCUGACCGUUCCCGAGCAGCCGCGACCGCACCCACGGAGGCAGAAACCAGGUUCAAGAGCACAAGACACCUACCACUCCUAAGGCCCCCGCCUCUCUCGCGCGAAGAGCACCUCGGACGCUCUGCGAGCGCCCGAGCAUUUGCCGAGCGUGUCUAUUCUGCCUUCCUGGACUACCACCACCCGCUGACCGACGAGAGCUCGCCGGCGGUGCUCAACGUCGCAGCGCACGCGGCGGUUGUGCUGGACCAAGACGAGCGGGCUUCCGCGAUCAUGCAGCUCAUCCGCGCACGGCCCGGGCCUCCAGACAUCUACGACCUCAACGUUGCGCUCUACGCACUGGCCAAGGCGGAUCCUAACGCAGCAAGGGAACGGCUGGAGCAGAUGAUUCAAGCGGGCAUCGCCCCCGACGCGGCGUCGUUCGGGACGGUGCUGCACUGGGCGGCGGAGCACGGGAACGUGCCGCUCACGAUGCGGCUGCUGGAGCUCGCGCGCGAUCAGGGGCAAGAGCUCGACUUCAAGACGCUCGCGCGGCUGCUCCGGACGGCGGUGACGCUCGCCUUCUCUGGCGACGCACGAGAGGCGGUCGCGGUCGCGCGGCGGCUGGCGAAGGCGAUGCUCGACGCCGACCGCGUCCUCACGCCCCGGAUGGGGCUCGACUGUAUCACGAUCGGGUUGCGCGCGGGGCACGCCCCGUUCGCGUACUGGGCGUGGGCGCGCUUCGUCGCGCGGCAGGAGGAGUGGGGGCGCGGGCAGCAGGUGCGGGUGCGGGCGCGGAUCGUGCGCGCGGUGGUGGCGGACUUCGACCGCGGCGCGCUCGGGCGGACGCGCUGCUCACGGAUGCUCGCGACGCUGCGUGUGCCGGCGAGGGUGCUGCACAUGCCGGAGCCGCAGCGGCUGCGGUACAUGGCCGCGGUGGAGGGCAGCCCGGGGAGGCGGCGAGUGGUGUGGGACGCGGCGACGCUGCAAGACGUUGACGAGGCGAUUGCGUCGGUGUACACGGCGCCGUUCGGGGUCGAGCAGACGGGCUGA
Epithele typhae is the source of this 2430-nucleotide messenger RNA. RefSeq lists its product as uncharacterized. The transcript has a single exon. NCBI's taxonomy places the organism in Eukaryota, Fungi, Basidiomycota, Agaricomycetes, Polyporales, Epitheliaceae. Gene Ontology annotation, molecular function: protein binding. The coding region runs from base 1 to 2430 and encodes 809 amino acids. The record is from RefSeq and is a predicted model, not a curated record.